Molecule: messenger RNA, 1358 nt
Organism: Lactuca sativa (garden lettuce)
Lineage: Eukaryota; Viridiplantae; Streptophyta; Magnoliopsida; Asterales; Asteraceae
Product: short-chain dehydrogenase TIC 32, chloroplastic
Source: RefSeq, a predicted model, not a curated record
CCUUCUUUUAAGCAGAAAUCGCGUGAAAGGCCAAGCCGCCUUUGUGUUCUUAUUGUUCUUAUUCUUCUAUCGAAAUCUGAAACCCCCUCUCUCAAUAGUCAAUUUUCAAUCUUUUAUUUCUACUCAAAUAUUCGUCGCCAUCUUCUUCUUUACUACUCAAUUUCGACUGAGGUCUUCUGAAUCUUGGAUAAAAAAAACAAGUUUCUGAGACCAAUCAAUCAAAAGUUUUGCGGAAAAUGACUUGGAUUUUCUCAUUAUUCAAUGGGCCAUCAGGGUUUUCAGCAAACUCUAAAGCUGAAGAUGUUACCAAUGGAAUCGAUGGAGCUGGCCUUACCGCCAUUGUUACUGGAGCGUCAAGUGGUAUUGGCUUAGAAACAGCCCGUGUUCUUGCCUUACGUGGGGUCCACGUGGUGAUGCCAGUCAGAAACGUGGAACUUGGUCAAAAAGUCAAAGCAAGCAUUUGUGAGAAAAUCCCAAAUGCCAAAAUCGAUGUAAUGGAGUUAGAUUUAAGCUCACAGGCAUCUGUAAGGGAUUUCGCAUCUCAAUACAUUUCAAAGGAUCUUCCUUUAAACAUCCUAAUUCUCAAUGCAGGAAUCAUGUCUCCUCCAUUCACUCUUUCAAAAGACAACAUAGAAUUGCAGUUUGCAACCAACCAUAUUGGUCAUUUUCUUUUGACAAAUUUGUUGUUGGAUACAAUGAAAAAAACUUCAAGUAAAACCCAAAAAGAAGGAAGGAUAGUUGUUGUUUCAUCUGAGCUUCAGAAGAUGGCAUACCCUGAGGGAAUUAGGUUUGACAAGAUCAACGAUGAAAAGAGCUAUAGUGCUUUUCAUGCUUAUGGGCAAUCAAAGCUUGCUAAUGCAUUACAUGCUAAGGAGCUAUCAAGGUGCCUGAAGGAAGAAGGUGUGAACGUGAGUGUGAAUUCAUUACACCCUGGAGUUAUUAAAACCAAUCUUUUACGUAACCAAGGAUUUGUGGCAUCAAUAUUAAGCAAGAUAGCUUUUAGUCUGUUGAAAAAUAUCCCACAAGGAGCUGCAACUACAUGCUAUGUAGCUUUGCAUCCACAAGUGAAGGGUGUUAGUGGAGAGUAUUUUGCUGAUUGUAACAUAUCAAAAGCAAGCAAAUAUGUAGAUGAUUCAGAAAUGGUUAAGAAGUUGUGGGAUUUCAGUUUGGAGUUGACUGAAUCAAGGAGACUAUAAGGUUUUUAUUUCUUGGUGCCUUGAUUUUGUUUUGAUAAUGCUUGUUUGUUUGUUGGUGUGUUUGUAUUUUAGACUUUUACUACAUUGGAACAAUGAUUGUUGAUGUUUAUUGUAAUUGUUGUCGAGUUUAUAUUGAAUGAAAGAUGAAUUUUGUUUUGAUAA